This is a messenger RNA of Laetiporus sulphureus 93-53, 1779 nucleotides long. Its product is annotated as alpha/beta-hydrolase. The transcript is spliced from 5 exons. Lineage: Eukaryota; Fungi; Basidiomycota; Agaricomycetes; Polyporales; Laetiporaceae. The coding region runs from base 1 to 1461 and encodes 486 amino acids. The record is from RefSeq and is a predicted model, not a curated record.
AUGUCUAAGACAGGAUGUGAGCCAAACCGGCAAAAGAAGGAGAAGGAGACGGCACGUACUAGGAUAACGUUGAUGAGGAGGUCGGCGCCAACACCUCUCUCCAAGAAGACAGCAACUGGUGGCAGCAGGAAGCAAAAGCUGUUGAUAGAUCAUGGCGCCGUCAGUGACCAGUCCUGCAGUGAACAUGUACUCGUGCGCACCUUGCAAAUGUCUGAACCGUUGAACGGCAUUGUUGCGGAUGAGGAUGAGGGGAAAAGGAUGAAAAUUAGCCAUCCACGUGGUUCAGCCCGCGCCUCGCCUCGCCUACCCCGGCUCGCUGUUCAGAUGUUUCGGCAUCUCCUACGACUAGUUAGUAUUCCUCUCCACUGCGACCUCAUGCUCACCCGGGCAUCUGCGAUGUCAGGCCCGUUACACAGCGCACGCUUUCCCCACAUGCACAGCCAUAGCAGUGCAACAACAUCGGAGCUGGAGGAAUACAUAGGAAUACCAUACACCACCGCACAAGCUCGCAGCGUACUGCACGAGUUCGAUCUUUACGUGCCGAGGCGGGCACUGAACGUGGAGGCAAAGCAGACGCGCGGGCCGCCCUUGAUCUGUUUCGUCCACGGCGGCGCGUGGCGAUCCGAAGAUAAAGCCGAGCACGCACCGCUUGCUCGCCGUCUCGCUCUGCGCACGCGUUUCCCGGUCGCUGUACCCAACUAUCGAUUAACGACUUCUGCUACACCCAUUCGUCACCCCGCUCAUGCCCAAGACAUUCUCGAGUUUCUGGAGUUCCUCUUGUCAUGGAGUGGUCCGGAUCUCGCUUCUGACCGCGCCCAAUUUGAUCCCUCAAGACUCUACCUCAUAGGACACAGCUGCUCUGCACACAUGCUGACGUCCAUAUUCCUCCAGCCCCGAGCCAGUGCAUCCGUCACGCCUCUCCAGCCCAAUCCAUCGUCGCCAUCCGACCUACCGCCUUCUCCGCUUCCUACAUCCUCGACUCUUUCACCUUCGCCUGCACUCCUUGCGUCUACUUGUGCGGUGAUCAUGUCCUCGGGUCUAUAUAACCUUGAUCUCCUCCUGCGGUCGUACCCCGCAUACAAGUCGUGGUUUGUCGCACCCACUUUCGGUCGUCUGCAGACCUAUGCGCCCUGGAAUACCGCAUCAUACGAACUGCGAUCGAGCGACGAGGUGCAAAGGUCAGGAACAAGAUGGUUUGUCGUGCAUUCGAAGAGCGACACACUCGUUGACAGGCUACAGAGUGAGGCGAUAUGGGAGAGGCUCAGAGUGCUCUACGGUGAGGAGCAAUCUGAUGACGGUGGCGGUGAUCUUGCAACCGAAGGCAAAAGAAUGAUUGAGCGAGAUUGGGAAGGGCUGACGGAGGAGCAUAACGAGGCGCUUGCAGGCGAGACGUACCCGCGUAUCGUCGGGGACUGGAUUCUGGAUGAUGUCAGGUGGAGAGCAGGUCUCACUACUGAGUAGGCAAUGUAAGUUUCUUUCCUCAAUAGUUGGGUUCGCUUUUGGCGCGCUGAGGCUGGGCUCGUGCUCUAUGAUAUUGUGUUGCCCACACCAGGCCUAAGGCCCAUAUCAUUGGUUGGUUUCGUUAAUCUAAUGGGUGCGGGGAAGCCGCUAGUUCCACUGGCCUGCACAUCCAUCGCAUCAGGGCGUGAGCUGAGUGACUUAUUACAGGAUGGUGACUUUGUCUGUCUGCAUUCUUGUCCUCAAAUGAUGUUUCUAUCAAGGAGUAUACUAUUGCGGGAGGGCGAGCUCCAGAACGCUCCUCGUUUGCGUCUCAAUUUG